Molecule: messenger RNA, 3429 nt
Organism: Ictalurus furcatus (blue catfish)
Lineage: Eukaryota; Metazoa; Chordata; Actinopteri; Siluriformes; Ictaluridae
Gene: rrs1
Product: ribosome biogenesis regulator 1 homolog
Exons: 1
Coding region: 119-1165 (348 amino acids)
Biological process (GO): ribosome biogenesis; ribosomal large subunit biogenesis; endonucleolytic cleavage in ITS1 to separate SSU-rRNA from 5.8S rRNA and LSU-rRNA from tricistronic rRNA transcript (SSU-rRNA, 5.8S rRNA, LSU-rRNA)
Cellular component (GO): preribosome, large subunit precursor; nucleolus; nucleus
Molecular function (GO): protein binding
Source: RefSeq, a predicted model, not a curated record
UUUUUUAAAAAAUGACAUUUGCACUGUAGUCCAGCAGGGGGCAACAAUAAACCUUUCAGAUGGCCGUCAACCGCCUCAAGUUAAAAGAAGAAGCGCACGUGGGAAUCUUGUAUUCAAGAUGGCGGCGUGCCGUAUAGAAGACGUGCUCGCUGAAGCCGAAAAAGACGAGGCAGAAAGGCUGAAAAAUAUCAUGGUACAUAAAGAAUUAGACCUCGAGUUUGAUAUCGGAAACUUGCUGGCGUUCGACAAGAACUCGAUAAACACUCGGGAGUUUAAACAGCAAAAUAAAGACGAGUUUUUCCGCUCACUGGCCCGGGAUAACACUCAACUCCUCAUUAAUGAGAUCUGGAAACAUCCAAGCGAGAAAGUAGAGGAGGUGAUCGUGGUCAAGCUGCCGGAUCCAGUCACCAAGUUACCCCGAGAAAAACCCGCUCCCAAGCCGAGACCUCCGACCAAAUGGGAGCAGUUCGCCAAACUCAAAGGUAUCCAGAAGAAAAAGAAGACCAAUCUGGUGUGGGAUGAAGUGCACAAGGAGUGGAAAAGGCGUUGGGGCUAUAAACGAGCCAAAGAUGACACGAAGGAAUGGCUGAUAGAGGUGCCCGAAAACGCGGAUCCAAAUGAGGACCUGUUCGCCAAAAGGAACCAGGCCAAGAAAGAGCGAGUGGCCAAGAACGAGUUUAACCGCCUGAAGAACAUCGCCAGAGCGCAGAAGUUGGAAGUGCCCGGUGUGGGACUCGCUCCAAGCGCCCAGCAGUCCAAAGCAGAGCUGGUCAAAGCUGUGCAUGUGGCCAAAAGCUCCACAGCUUCAGUGGGGAAGUUCCAGGAGCGACUUCCUAAAGAGAAACCCCAGAGAAACACAGGCAAGAAGAGACAGUUCCAGCCUCUGAUCGGUGACUUCGCCGGAGAGAAGCAGAAGCAACUGGAGAUGCUCAAGUUGAUGGAGAGCAAGAGUCCUCGCCUGGACAUCACCAAAGCGGUGAAUAAGCAGAUGAGGGAGGAAGACAGUGAAGCUUCAGAAAGGAGGAGGGGGAAGAAGGGACGGAGAGGGACUGCACCUGGAAAAGGGAGGCGAAGCGCUCAGAGUGGGAAAGGAAAGGGGAAAGGGAAAGGAGGACCUUCCAAAGGCAAAGGACGAAAACCUGCAAUGAGACAGGGCAAACGUUAAAAUAAACUUCUAAAGCUGUAGUGACAUCUGGGACUUUCUAUUUUGAACCUCACACACACCUGAGCCUGUUCAUGAGCAUGAGCAUUCCUUGUCACUAGGGUGCUCUCAAGUAUACAUCUUUAGUACCAUUAAUAUGUACAUUUUACUUGGAAAGGUGCAUCAGUGGUCCUUAAGGAUACAUUAUGUUCCCUUUUGGGGUUUUUUGUAAAGGUAAAGCAUGCAUACUAAAGGUACAAAAGAUAUCCCUCUGAUGGAAAGGCUCAGUUUGAUGCCUUUAUUUCUGAGCAUGUGCACACCGAUAUGAUGAUGAUGAUGAUGAUGAUGAUGAUAUUGCAAUAACACUUGGGGAGAAUUUUGUGGGUGUUGUCUGCAGUUCUAAGAGAAUAACCAGUAAUAAUUGUUUUUUUCUUGUUUUUUGAAUGGGGAAAAAAUGCCUUUGUCUGACCGUUUGUUAGCAAAUCAUAGCAUUUGGAAAGACUGUAAUGUAUAUCAAAUCAUGAGAACAACUUCAAAUAUAAUGAUAUUGUGGAAUUUUUUUUUUUUUUUGCUCUGGUGUAGUUGAAGCUGGAACAAAAUAAUAAAAAAAAAAAAAUUGGACUGGAACCAAAAUAUUGCAAUCCUGUCCUGUAUAAUUUAAUGCUAAUUUAUUAUUGGCCAGACCUUUAACAGCAUCUGGAUUUUAAAACCAGAUGUAGGAAGUUUUCUGCAUGGUUGAUCCUCUUCUUAAACAACUGUGCAUCACUGCCUGAAAAGUUGAGUUUAUUGAUUAAGAUUCUGGGAUAUUGGAUGUGCAUUACUUCUCAUGACAUGACUCGAAGUGCCUCGUCAUGUAGGGAUGAGUGAUAUGGCAAAAAUAGUUACUUGAAGGUGCCAUCACAAUACUCGUGUAUGUCUUACAAUAUUUAGCUUUGCUAACAAAGAACCCAAAAAAAGCAUUGUUGCUGUAGUGGCUUUUAGUGUUUACGUAAAGAUAACAGAAAAAUUGUGAGAGUUGGUAACUAAUUAAAAAGGUGAAAUAUUUCUCUGCCAGUAAAAUGGUGUUUUAAAAGCGCUGACAUUCUCACUCUCAGGAAAGGUUCAUUUUAAUAUUAACAUAUUACAAUAUUGAUAUCUUCCAGCCCUAUUGACCAGUUGUCUGAAAUGAAAAUCUGAAAAGAUUUACUUUUUCUUCUUUUUUUUUUUUUCUUUUUUACAGUGUUAUUGGAAAUCUCAAAUAUAUUUUUGUUUCUAUAAUUACUCGAGAUGCAUAUUAAACUGUUUUAUGUGUCAUACUUGUAAUUGUUAUCCGGCAUGAGAAAACCGGAGGACUGUUCGCUGUUGGUGCCUCAGAUUCUGCCAUGUCUGUGAACACUGAUUUUGCUUUUCACAAAUGUUUUUCAAUAAAUAUAACUCUUAUCAACAUCGUGUCUAUUGGGACUGCUUUAUACCAGGCCACACGGUUCCAUCUAAUUACAACAGUUUGACACAGCACCUUAACAAUUAACUGUCAUUCAUCAUCACUUUUAGUAUCUCAAUUUUACAUUUUGUUUUCACUGAACUGGAUAUUUUUGGAAAUAAAUAAAUAAAAAUACCUUAUAAAAAGUAUUCUAUGUUCUUUGCUAGACGUAAUAACAUAAUAUAAUCUGAUUUAUAAUUUAUAACCCGAUUGGAUAAAGAUUUAGUAGAAGUGGAACGUUUAAAUAAAAAUAAAAACAAUCAAGUAAAUAAUAUAUGGCUCUGGUUCCCCCUUGUGGUUAUUUUGUGGUAUUGCAUCUAAUGCUGUAACAUUGGUGAUAUAUUGAUUAUCACUAUAUAUUCAUACUUUUCUCUUUUUUCCACAUUAAAUGCUUUUUUAUUAAAUAAAAUAAAUGUUAUUAAAUAAUUAUUAAUUUAAAAAUAUUUCAGCUACACUGUUUAGUUAGCAAAAUCCUCAGAUUGUUUACUUUGAUAUUUGAUUAUAAUGUUUUGGGUUUUUUUUUUUUGCUUUAAUUUUUGUAACAUGAUGUAUAUCUUUAAAAAUUGUUUAUAUUUCUCUUUGACAUCUUAAGUAGAAAAUGUCUCCUAAAUACUUAUUCAUCCCAGUUGGAAUGGAGAAAGCUGUCUGAAAUACUGUAGCAGAGAAAAUGAAUCUUUACUCACUAAGUAAUUAAUUACUCAGACAGAUUUUAAUUUGCCUGUGUUAAUGCUAAUUAUUUGCCCGUUUAUAAACACAUGUCCACAUGAAUCCUCUGGAGCUGCUGGGUCUUUCUAAAUGACAGCAUAAAUCCAUUCUUCGUUUAGUUGAU